UUUCCCUUGCAAUGGCUACUUGCUCAUCAUCUGCUCCUUCGUUCGAUCAGAAAGACAUAAUGGCAAUGAUGGAUCUACUUGUGAAGAGAUGCACGGAAGAGAUUAUCUUCACAUCUCCUUUAGGCGAAAAUGUUCUCUACCUCAGUCCAACAUUUUCUCCGAAUGUUUCGGUUGGUGAAGUUCAACCUUUAGAUCCAUUUUUCCCUAUCUGCCCAGGAGAAGAGAUCCUAAUCAAAUCUGGAUCUAUCCCUGACGCAACGAACGCACCGAAGACUCCUAGAACAUGGUCGAAGCCUCUUCCAGAAUGGGAGGACUGGUUUGUUCAGGUGUUGUCCCAUCAUGAAGAAUCGUGGAGAAAUAUGGGCAUUUUUGAGUGCAUAAAGCUCUCUCUUCUUGAGUAUGAAGUCAAUCCAUCUGUUCUGCUUGCACUUUCGACAUUUUGGAGCUCCUCCACCCAUACUUUCGUAUUUGGCUGUGGUCAGAUGAGUUCGACCAUCAAAGACGUAUGCCAUCUGACCAAGCUGUUACCCUUCGGGAUGACGUAUUAUGCGGGUGUUGCCAUGAAGAGACGCAAAGGUAACCUGAGCAAGGCAUAUAAAGGCUACACCAACUUCAUGAAGGCCCAGCACAAAUUUGAGGGUCCGUUCGAAGAAGAUGAGCAUGUCGCCUUCUUCUUUGGAUUUGUCAUCAUUUGCUAUGUCGGUGCCCAUCAAGUCACCUCCGAAUAUGUCGUCUUGGCCGAAUACCUCGCCUAAGGCCAUCGAAUAGCCUUGACACCGUAUGUUCUCGGUCACUUGUACCGGGGUUUAUACGAGGUUAUUCACAAAGGCCUACACU
Molecule: messenger RNA, 837 nt
Organism: Magnolia sinica
Lineage: Eukaryota; Viridiplantae; Streptophyta; Magnoliopsida; Magnoliales; Magnoliaceae
Exons: 1
Coding region: 12-755 (247 amino acids)
Source: RefSeq, a predicted model, not a curated record